AUGGCGGCGGCGGCACCGGCGGCGGCACCGGCGGGGCUGCGGCGGCGGCGCGGCGCCCCACAUCGUUGGAAAGGAAAAGAUAUUCUAGAUGAGUAUUUCCUUCCAAAUGAAGCAGAUCUUUGUCAGGUCAUUAUAUUGCCAAAAGCAGAAUGGGAAAGGAUUCAGGGCAGCACUAGAGAAGCAGCACACAUCGAUGAGAAGAAAGAACAGGAUGAAGUGCACUUGGAGUCCAAAGCUGCUGGCGAAGACCCGCGCAGUGCCACACUGAGCCUGAUACAACAGAAACUUCAAGCCAAAAAAUUACGUGAAGAAAAGGAAGAGGAAGAAAGAAAGUUACUUGAUUUGGAAGAAGCAAAGUUCCAAGCAGCAAAACGGAAGGAGGUUAUUGAUCGUGCAAAAAUCUACCUAUCUUAUCAGGAUGACAGAAUGAGACAGUUCCAUAGUGCACUUUUACUUACUAAGGUCCUGAAAGAAAGAGAUGCUCAAGUUGAAUUUCUUAAGUCAAGAUUAGCUGAUAACAAAAAGAGGGACUAUGAAGAAGAGCAACGUCAAUUUAAAGAAUACAUUCUCAGCGAGCAAGAAAAAGCACAUCAGCAUUAUAUGAAUCAGCAGGCACUAUGCAAAGAUCAGUUACAACAAAUAAAGGAGCGUGAGCAUCAGGCAUAUCUGGCCAAACAGGAAAAAAAAAGAGAAGAGGAAGAAAUACAGAGAUCAAUCCAACUGUAUCAACUAGAAAUUCAGAGAAAAAAAGAAAAGGAACACGAAGAAAAAAUUGAACGCCGGAAGCUCUAUCAUGAGUAUGUAAAUGACCAGAAAAUAAUCAAAGCAAUAGAGGAACAAAACCGAAUGGAAGAAGAUGAUCGGAUCAAGGCUCAUUUUAAAGCAAAGGAAAUUAUUGCCCAAAUGAGAAGAAAGAAAGAAGCUGAAAUGCGUAGACAAGUACAGGAACAACAGGACAAAAUCAUUAGUCGAUUAGCUGAACAAAUGGGUGAGGCACUAAAGAAGGAAGAUCAUCGACUGGCUAGAGAUGCGGCAAGAAUAGAAGCUGAACAAGAAAAAAAAUGCAAAGAGAGAGAAGCAAAACAAAAGGCUGCCAUUGAAUCUAUUGCUAAACACAGAGCCACUGUGAUGAAGUUGAAAGAAGAAAAGGAGAGACAGGAGAAAGAAGAGGCUGAAAAAGAACGGGAUGUGUUAAUGGAAAAAGCCCGCAUCCACCUGGAAAUGGAAAACAACAAAAAACAUGGACGGCAUGAGGCAAACAGAGAAGUACAGAAAAUUCAGCUCCAGCAAAUGGCUGAAAAGCAGGCAAGAAAAGAGCAGGAAAAGCAAGCAGAAUUGGACUACAAUGCUCAGAGAGAGGCUAUUGCACUUUCUAAAGAGCAAGAGUUUCAGAAAUAUGCAAAGGAAAUAAUUGAAACAGAAUCCAAGAAGACACAUCAUCUUUAUCCUCUUCUCAAAGCAUGUGAAGAGGGAAGAGGACUUGGACAUGGGCCAUUUUUCUGAGAGAAGAAGAAAUAAAUACUACUUUCCAAACAUAUAAUUCUAUGUUGGGACCCAGUUACCUUGCUGUAGCUGUAAUGCUGCUCAAAAAACCAAAACAUAAAAUAAUGUUUAAAUUGUCCACCAAGGAAAGGCAGAGGCAUUUUCAAGUUAAAUAAAUAUGCUUUUCAACCAUA
Molecule: messenger RNA, 1676 nt
Organism: Vidua macroura (Pin-tailed whydah)
Lineage: Eukaryota; Metazoa; Chordata; Aves; Passeriformes; Viduidae
Gene: CFAP210
Product: cilia and flagella associated protein 210
Exons: 9
Coding region: 1-1503 (500 amino acids)
Source: RefSeq, a predicted model, not a curated record